AUGAGGACUGGCCGUUCCGCACAGUCCUUCAAAGCCCCCGCAUUUUGCAUGCAAAGGGCUCUUCGCGCUGCUGCUGGGGGGCCCCUCGAGGGCCCCUCCCCCGCCUUAGCGAUUCGUAAAAAGUAUCGCUGGUGGCUAAGAGACCUCCUUGCAGCCUUCCCCCUUGAUCCGAAGCAGCAGGAAUACCAGGAGCAGCAGUUGUUGCUCCUCCAGAACAAGAACGACGACUCCGUGUUGUGGGAUCCCUUCGCUGCAGAUGAAGAGCAGCCGGCUCAGAGUGGCGGCAGCAGCGUGAAGCGAAGAAAGAAGCUGGGCAGUCCAGAAGACGCUGGAGGCACUGCUGCCGCGAUGGGAGUAUAUGAAGAGCUGCGCAGCUGCUGCUUGGAUUUCCUCUGCGUGCUGCUCCACCUCAGUUGCUGCCACACAGAGCAUCGACGCUGCUGCGUUGUAAGGUGCAGAGACGUGGCCGUCGCAAGGGAUGCCUUAGGAAGCGAACAAGAAAGCGAAAGCAGCAGCGCCUCCUCUAGCGACGAGAGCUGGCACCCAGCUUCCCCCGCCAGGAGCAGCGGCGACAGCGAAGGCAGCACCAGUGGCGAAGACUCCGACGGAGCCUCAGAGGCGGAGGGGCCCCUCCCCAAUGUGCAGGUGUGUGUCACGGACUCUGGUGAGUGCGACAGCUUUGGGGGAGUUAGAGGAGUUUUUCAAGGGGCUUCAAGCAAGGGGGGGGGGGGCCCUAGGCUCUCCUUGCAAGAGUAUCUGAGUAGCGUGGUGAACUGCAGAUGCGGUUGCGCUGAGCCGGAGUGCGACCCGGACGAAGACACGGAAAGCGAGGCAGGGGGGGAGGCCCUCGAAGAUACCACUAGCUCGAGCGAGGAAGAGCAAUACAGUAGCGCAGGUCUGUGCGCACUCAGGGAUCUUGGUGUCCAUACCUCAAGCCAGUUGAAAUCGAGUCUGGCCGCGUUUGCAGCCUGCAGAAAGCACUUUCCGGCACGAUACACGCUUCUAGAAUUCAAUCAUGAUGAGCACACCAGAACAACCUGCUUGGGAGAAGCUCAGUUGAUACAAUGCAGAGCUGUGUUGAGGCGUGGAAGCCGCCCUGUGGAAGAGAACCUAUGUCCAGACUUUUUGUGGGGAAGGGAGAUCCCUGAGAGUGAAGGCGAAGAAUUCGCCAUUGAAGCUGCCCUAGCGAGAGGCCCUAGUGAGUCCCCUUUGUGUAGACACGCCAGCACACCUCGACAAGCCGCUACCCGUGAAAAAAGAGGUCGCUCGGCUUCAAGUUGUGUGUGGCGGCUCGAAUGA
Cyclospora cayetanensis is the source of this 1299-nucleotide messenger RNA. RefSeq lists its product as uncharacterized. The record is from RefSeq and is a predicted model, not a curated record. The transcript has 6 exons. Lineage: Eukaryota; Apicomplexa; Conoidasida; Eucoccidiorida; Eimeriidae. Bases 1 to 1299 code for a protein of 432 amino acids.